AUGAACGAUUAUUCAUUUGGUCGAGUGCAAACUUCCAAAACCAGUAUUGAGUUUUCCCAACGAUUUCUCACACAGCAAACUCCAAAUCAUCAAGGAAAGACUAUUAAAUGGUAUACACCCCCGUUUCAUACCGUUCGAACCAGCAGUAUAUCCACUGUAUUUAACAUCUUCGACUGUACCAUAUUGAUUCGAUUUUCCCAACGUUCGAUUCUCUCUAUCACUUUCUUUGGCUGUAAAAAAACGAAUGGCUUCGAAACAAAUUCUGUUAAUCUUAAUUUUAUUGAAUAUCACUUAUGCUGCUCCAGCUCGAUUUUAUUCGAUACAGAAGUACCUUCAACUGAUACAACCGUGCGCACCGGAUUGUGA
Messenger RNA from Adineta ricciae, 366 nucleotides. The record is from the annotation of a GenBank genome assembly. NCBI's taxonomy places the organism in Eukaryota, Metazoa, Rotifera, Eurotatoria, Adinetida, Adinetidae.